Messenger RNA from Parasteatoda tepidariorum (common house spider), 1968 nucleotides. The record is from RefSeq and is a predicted model, not a curated record. Lineage: Eukaryota; Metazoa; Arthropoda; Arachnida; Araneae; Theridiidae.
UGGGGUGACUGAUAUUGUAAAGCAAGCACCUUGCUUGUUUAACUGAAAAGAAAGUGAAAAUAAUUCUAAGCAACUUGCUAUAGUAAAGAUGGCUGUGUAUGUAUUGUCCACAUGAGGUAACAGGUUUGAAUUUCAAGGCUAUAGAAAAGAUGGCUGUGAAUCUAUUGUCAACAUUAGGUACUAGGUUCAGAUUUCAAGUUUGGUAUUGUAGUUGAAGCAGUUGAGAUUGUAAUCUGUUGAUGUUUUGAACUAUUGCUAUGAACUAUUGAUGUUAGAGUUGGAGAUUUUUACUUAUGUUGAUAGUUUCGGUAUGAGGCGUCAGAGGUGAAGUGUGCAGCUAUUGGUCUAAGGUUUUUGUCUUUUUUAAAGUUUUCAAAUUUAAAUAUUUCAUUGAAGUUAGCUGUAUUGCAGUUGAUAGCUUUGUCAUAAAAAUCUGCAUUAAAUUUGUAAAUAUGCUGAGAGAGAGUCGGGAUUUUGAGAUCUCUGUGGAUGUUUGAGUUUCUAAUGAACCAUCUGGCGCAGGUGAUUUUACGGAGUAUUUUGUUUUGGCACGGGUUCAGUUUCUUCAUUAGAUGGUCUGGAAUUGUGGCCCAAGCAGGAGAAGCAUAUGUUAGAAUGGCUCGGAUCAUGGAAGUGUUUUUGUUUUUAAGUGAAACAUUCCGGUUGUAGAUGAGAGGUUGAAUUGCAUUUAUUGCUGUAUUGGCUUUGUCUAUUGCAUUUUUCAUGUGGUCGGUCCAGGUGAGUUUGCUGUUAAUGGCCCGACAUGACGGCGCAGUUACAGAGCACACCUCGACACAUAGCGUUUAUUUCUCUAGCCCUAGGAUUUUUAGUAAUAUGGACAGCAGUGUUAGCCGGUGUCCUUGUCGCUAGGACGGUCAAAGAUGAAGCAAGUGCAAAAGAAACAUUAAAGGUUUUUCACACCCAUGAAGAUGUUGGAAAAAUACUUUUUGCUCUCGGACAUGAACUAGUAUCCACUGUUGAUUGGAUGCUUUCCACUCCAGACAAAACGAAAGCGGAUUCUAUAAGUGUGACAUGGGAAAUCACAAACAAUAUGCUAGCCAAACUGAAGGAGAACACUUCAGAACGUUGGGUGUCCAGUACGAUUUCGAUGAUAGGCACACUGCGGGAGAGACUCGCCAUCUUCAGGGAAACUGUUUCCGACGUCAAGUCGAAUCCGAUGUCAACUGUCAAAUUUUACCUCGACCUGAGCAACUGGGUCUUACAAAGAUGCUUCCUUCUGGACUACACUGGGCAACACCUUCCAGUGCCCAGUUUGCCUUAUACUCUGUUCGUCAAAGGCAUGGCUCAACGUUUUGGCGAGCUCGCUUUCGGCACUAUUUACGUGAAGUCGGACAUUCCGAUCGACAAGGCAGAGUUUUUCAAACUAAGAACGGGUAGUGAAGAACUCAUGGAAGCUGCCUUCCAUUUCACCCCCAGAGCCCGUACAAAAUGGGUUGAGCUCCAGGAACAAGAACCUGGAGUGCAAAAAGUGAUGUCCGCCGUCAUCGACGACAUCCUCUCGGGGAGUUCUCUCCGAGGGCAGAAAGAGCUCGGCAAUGACUACUUAGAUGCUGUGAAAGAACAAAUUGCAAUGUUGCUGCUGACAAAGGAGGUGUUGAAUGCAUCUCUGUCUUCUUGGGUCGAUCGACUUGCAUUGAAAUCUCACAAUACCCUCGCGUUCCAUAUGUCCAUUGCAAUAGUCGCUGUUAUCGCAGUUCUCCUUUGUUUGAUUGUCACAACGUGUUCCUGCAGCUAUCUGAGCAAGAGACAGCCAGAUGCUGAAAAGAAUAACAGUCAUAUGCCUUAUAGUUCACUAGACAAAUCAUCUGUGUUAUCGUCCAAUAUGAAACUGCAAUGUUAUAUGUAACUAGAUUAAUUAAUUUAAAUUGUAGUAUAGUAUUUAUAUAAUGUGAUCUCAUUUGUACAAAGAUUUUAGGAAGAAAAUAAAUUUUUUAUAUUUAUUGAUUA